AUGGUGGUUAGCGAAAAGUUUCACAACAGCGAUCAUAAAAUAGUCCUCUGCACCCUUCCGAUUCUUGCCAUAUGCAACAAAUUAAAGACAUUAAAAACGCGAUUCCAAUAUAGAGACUAUGCAAACGCUGACUGGGAAAACUUUCGAUUUCUAAUAAAGCACUCUGACUGGGGCAGUUUCUUUACCAGUAAUAACCUCUUAGAAACAUUAGAAAUAUUCAAUAUCACCACCAAAUCUGCACUAGACACCACUAUACCCUCUAAAAUUGGUUUUAAAACAGUUACUCCCUAUAUAAACCAAAAGACUAGGUCUAAACUGAGAAAACUGAAAAGGAUGUACUAUAUAUCAAAAGACUUCAGUGCCCUGCACCAGAUAUACUCUGUACUUGACGGAGUACAAAGUCAACACAACAAGCAUAAACAGGUACAGGAACGUACUGCGCUCGCUGCUGCAUCUAAAGCCCAAGCCCUAUGUCGUCUCCUCACGAAACGCAUAAGAAAGAACACAGACAACAACAUUCACUCCUUACUGCACGAUGGAGUAACGUAUAAUGACCAAACCGUCAUAUGUGAACUAUUAAGUGAAUGGUUUUCUCACAAUGGGAAUACAUCUGAUGCCCCAGAUAUCGACAUAAAGUGCACCGGCAAAAACUAUCUUAGUACCAUAAACUUCGACAUUAUGAGUAUACAUACCGCCAUUAAAACCCUUAAACCAAAUGCGAGUUCUGGUGCCGAUGACAUCCCUUCAAUCGUUUAUAAAAUGUCAGGGCCGGACAUACAGACGCUACUACUCAAAAUAUACACAUUAUCUUUAGAGACAGGUACAUAUCCGGAAACCUGGAAGGUAACGUAUGUUCUACCCAAACACAAAUCCGGACCGAGAAACCUGGUAGAAAACUACAGACCUAUAAAUAUCACUCCAGUCAUAUCACGCAUAAUGGAAAAAGUGAUACAAAAUCAACUAUCUGAUCACCUACUCAAGGAAGAUCUAAUAGACCCGUCACAACACGGCUUCAUUAGAACAAGGUCGUGCAGUACAUGCCUGAUAGACUUCUUUAACGAGGUUACUCGUAUGCGUGACCAGAAGAAACUAGUUAUUAUACUAUACUUCGAUAUUAAGAAAGCCUUUGAUAAAGUACCUCAUAAUCUUCUAAUCAACAGACUGAAGUCAGUUGGAAUUAUAAAUCCCCUUUUGCAAUGGAUCAAGUCUUUUCUUACGAACAGAUAUCAAAUAACCAAGAUUAACUCUAAUACAUCUACACCUCGACCGAUAACCAGUGGUGUUGUGCAGGGUAGUGUCUUGGGUCCAUUGCUCUUUAUAAUCUACAUCAACAAUAUAUGCAGGUGUUUCAGCACAGGUAAGACCUACCUCUAUGCCGAUGACUUAAAGGUCAUCUAUAAAACUGACAUUUGCGAUUUACGCAGUACUAUGCAAACAAUCCAACAUGAACACAACAUGGUAGAUGACUGGUGCAAACGCUGGAGGUUAGAGCUCAACAUAGAGAAAUGCGGCUGGUUAUGUAUAGGAGACACGUCUCUUAAAAUGAAACUAACAAUUAGCGAUCACGCACUCCCCAGACUGGCAUCAGUAACUGACCUAGGGGUACAUUAUUCACACAGUCUUAAUUUCUCUGAACACAUCUCAGCCAAAGCAUCCAAAAUGCGGAAAUUGCUUGGCUUCAUUCUCCGUAAUUUCUAUCAAAAUGAAUCUAAAAUCCUUCUUUACAAAGUUUGUGUAAGACCUAUCGUUGAAUACUGCUCGUUCUUAUUUUCCAACCUACGUCUAUCUGAUAUACUAAAGGUGGAAGGAAUACAACGAGACUUCACCCGCAAAAUACUUAAGACUGGCUCGGUCAUUGACUACAGUUCUCGAUGCCAAAUCUUAGGAAUAGCACCCCUUUGGGAGAGAAGGCUUAGGUCUAAUUUGAUUCUCUACUUCAAACUACUCAAAAACCUUACUUACUCAACAUGUCAGAUAAUUCUUGCCCGAGAUUCACAUGAAUACGAACUUCGAAACAAAGUAUCUACGGUCAAAGUUGAGAAAUACAGAUCAAAAACUCGGGAAAACUUCUUCCUCACCAAGUAUGCAAUAAUAUGGAACAGUCUUCCUUCCGAGACUCGCAUGGCAGAUGAACUACAUACGUUUGUGAAACUGCUUGAUCAAGCCCUCACUCGCACUGAUCUUGCACGUACGAACACAUCUGCACCCCACUCAGACAUCAUAGGCUCUCUCCAU
Schistosoma intercalatum is the source of this 2235-nucleotide messenger RNA. Lineage: Eukaryota; Metazoa; Platyhelminthes; Trematoda; Strigeidida; Schistosomatidae. The record is from the annotation of a GenBank genome assembly.